GACUGAGUGAUCCAGGUACAGGUCCCAGUCCUUGAGGACCGAACCAGCGGCCAUUCGCAGGUUGCACUUUAAGAUACCAUUGGCUCGUUCUACCAGUCCAUUAGAUUGCAGGUGAUAGGGAAUGUGAUAGUUCCACAGCACAUGAUGUUUUGUGGCCCAUUCAUAGACAAGAUGGUUGCGAAAAUGUGAACCGUUGUCACUUUGCAGCUCCACGGGGGGUGGGUAAAUGGCUAGCAGGUCUUCCAGUGCUGCACAGGUGUCCUAUGCAGUGGCCUUGGUGGAGGCCCAGGUGAACGUCAUUGCAGUGACUGCUUCCACUGCUACAAACACAUACUGUCACUUUCUGGGGGUGCGGGGGAGCGGGCCUAUAAAGUCACAUUGCCAAACUUGCCAUAUUACCUUUCCAUCGCGUAAUGACAAAGGGGUAGUUGAGGCAGGGGUUAGUCAGGCCUUGACUUCCUGGCAGGUGAUGCAGGAGUUGACCAAUUCCUGCGCUUCCCUUUUAGUUAGGUGAAUGCCGCAGGCGAGCAGUGCCAUCGCGGCCAGGGUGCCCAUGCUGCCGAUGCAGCCACUCUGCGGCUAGCGCUCCAGGGGUCUGCCGGAGGGAGGGGCCGGGCACCUUCUCUGGAGGUGGCUGAGCCUCUGCUUCAGCAACAAGGGCUUCUGUGCCGUCUUUGGCUAGCUCGUCUACUUGCCUGUUCCACUUUGCUUCAGGCCCUUCAGCUUUUUUGCUCCCAUGCACUGCACUAACAUGUCGUAUGUGUAAGGGAAGGCCUCCCUGUGCCAUUUCCCACAAGGCCUCCCACUCUUCACAGCUCCAAAUGUCUCUGCCUCACCUUGUGAAGUUCCUUUUUCCACAGGGGUAACCACUUGGUGCAACCCUCUACUACCAUCCACGAAUCGCAGUAGAUAUAAAUGGGUUUUGUAUAGCCUGACCCUAGUAACAGUUCAAAGUUGGCCACAUGGACUACAGCAGCCAGCUCGGCGUACUGCGCACUUUGACCAUUUCCCUCCAUUACAAGUUGCUUACCAUCUCGAACCCGAAUGGCAGCACUCCUCCAGGUGUGACCUUUGGCUGAGCUGUCGGUAAACUAGACCUCUGCGUCUUCUGAUGUUUCCAUGGUGGGUAAAAAGGGAGGUGCUUCCUUGAUGGGAGAUGGCUCGUCAGAGCUGGCUGCGUCUGGGUAUAUGUUAACCGUGCUUUCUGUGACUUUUUCCACUAGUGCUGGAUGCCCCUUUGGGGUUACCCGCCAAGCCUAACUUAAGAUAUGAUAGAUCCAUUUUUGCACUGUUGUUUCUUGGGCCCUCCCUCCGGGCGGGAGGUGUCUGUCAGACAAUGCCAUUCCCAGGAUGGGCACCGGGGUAGUUAUGACAGUGGGUAGCUCCCCUCUCAGAGCCUCUGUGGCUGCUAAAGCUGCGGCUGCUGCACACAGCGUUUGUUCCAGCAGGGUGUAUUGGACUUCAGCCCCUUUCCAGCCUUGGCUUCAAAACCCAAGGGGCUUUCCCUCUGCCUUAGGUGCAUCCCUCUGCCAUAAGCUCCAAUGGGGCCCCCCGUCGGACACGUUUACAUGGAGCCAGGGCUCCCCUUCUGGGCGCCGUGCUGCUAGGGAGGUGUGGGUGAUCACUGCCUCCUUGAGAGCCCACAUGGCAUGUUGGUGCUUGGGGGCCCAUUCCCACUGUGCUUUUUUCUUGCAUAGAUUAUACAGAAGCCGGGCCAACACACUAAACUCAGGGACAUGCAAGUGCCAGAAGUUAAGCGCUCCCAGCUGGGCUUGCAGCUCAUUUACAGUGUUGGGGCAGGGGUAUCUACCAGGCUCUGUAGCUCUUUGGCCGGUAUGGUGGGUCCACCUUGCUGCCAUUGGAUUCCCAGGAAUUCACACUGGGGCCCGACUUCUUGGAUCUUUUUGCUGGACAGCAUGAAUCCAAACACCUGCACCUUCUCCUCUAGGGACUCAAAAGCAGAAAUGGUUAAUUCCCAGUCCUGGCCCCUCACCAUGACAUCGUUGACAUACUGCCAGACAUGCACCUUCGGGUGACUCAGUUGGACUUCGUGGACCACCGCAGCUAGCGCUCCGUGGGCCAAGGUGGGGCUGUGCACCCAACCCUGGGGUAGGACUGUGUAGCUGUACUGCUGUCCCAGCAAACAAGGGCCAGUAAUCUUCAUGGAUGGGAAUAGCAAAGAACAUGUCCUUUAUGUCUACGGAUCCCAUCCACUGGCGGCCAUAACACCUAAUGUUUUCUGUUAGUGCAGGCAUGGAUGGGACCGCGGCCGUCAGACGGUCAGUGUUGGCAUUCAAAGCCCUAAAAUCAAUAGUCAAUCGCCAGUCCCCAUUUGGUUUACGUACUGGCCACACCGGGUUGUUGUACGGAGAAUGGGUUUGAAUGAUGGUUUCAUCCUCCAGCUGCUGAUUGAUGAUGUCCUGGAUGGGUCGUGUUGCCUCAGGGGGUGUGCGGUAUUGAGGUCAGUGUACCCCCUUCAUGGCCGGCGGGGCGAGCGGGGUCAUGGAACAUCGGGCUACUGCCGUCAUCACGUCCUCCUGCUCACCUUCCUGAACCGUGGCGCAGCAAAACUGCCAGGUUUCCUGCUUAAGGAUAAACUGCUGCCCCUGCAACACGUUUAGUCCCCGUAGGUUCGGCCCUUCCCAGAGCAUGACAGUGGCUGCUGUUACUACAGAGCCGUUAGGCAAGGUGAAUGUGGGCCGGACCAGAUGUCCCGGUCGUCUGGUGCCUCCAACUCCUACACCUGGUGGGGGGGUUCCCCAUCCCCCUUCCAUUCUGCACAGUCCAAAACGCACAGUUGAGCACUAGUGUCUAGUAGCAUGUUGAUUGACCUUUUUCUUCCACUUAAACAAAACUUUAUAGGCACUUGGAUUAAGGGACCAAUAUUAUUCUGUGUUACCAGUCCCCGAUCCUCUAUUGCCCCCACGAUGGCCCCUUGCCUGGGGGGCUGGGUCGGCCGGGCCUCCUACUGCUGGGGGUUAGGGUGCCGGGGGCUCUGUCUUCUGUCUAUUUACCAUAAACCUGUGCGCCUUUCCAGGUGGGAGAUGCAUCACCACAAGGGCUCUUUUCCAUAUACUGGCCAAUGUAUAAUAUAUAAAUCCUUCAAUCAUUUGGACAGCAACAGACAGACCUACCUUGUACUCUACCAUGGCUACCCAGGCAACACUACCAUUGCUGAGACAAAUUUCGUUUUUUGUUGGGUUUUUUUAACCAUCUUUCAGACAGAGGUCCCAGGUUUAGGAAAGCAUUUAUCCUGCAGGUUAUUGUUUCCUUUCAAACAAUGGGUUAAUGCAGUUUCUCACGCAUCUGAUAUGCUGGUGUUAUAAAGAUCAUUUAAAUACAAACUUUUUUUUAUUUUUAGUAGCCUUAAAAACAUUUCAUCAGUUGAUUUGCUAAAAAUACACACACUACCUUUUAAUAAAUGCCAUUUUCCUAAACAAGCAAGUGUGCAACUUUCAUAUGAAUUGCCGCCCUUCGUUUCACAUAUUAGAACAACUUUUUGAUCCAAGCUGGAUGGAAGAGUCCUGGCCUGGGAUCCAGAGACAGGUUCAAUUUUUAGAGGGGGUAUUAGCAACAGUUUUCAUAUCUUUAUGAUAUUCAUAUGCAGUUCAACUUUUGACAGUUUCAACCAAACAAAGAACCGAAUAACACAAAACAGACAAGACAAUUUUUGUUGUAGUGGUAAAGCCAUUGCUUAGGUGAGGAAGGUACUGUUGAUGGUAAAAAGGCCUCUUGGUUUAUCAGUCACCUUUGCUACGAGACUGAAUUUUACACUACAAUUUCUGCAAAAGAAAAUAAACAUGCACAGACCCGUCGAGGAAAACUCCUCGCAAUAAAAUCAUAUUUACAGUGCUGACAUGUGCAGGCAAUGUACAUAUUACUGGAGUUUAGGGGGGCAGGGAUUUAUACACACACGUUGAAUGACAAGGAUUAUUCAUAUCUAUGUUAUUGUUUUCAAUGGCCGAUUGCACAAUUUGCGCAACUGGAAUUGGAACAGUUACAAUUUUUGUAAAAUAUAAAAUCAUGGGAUGCUAAUACCCUUGUUUUAACCACCUUACCAUUUUUAAAAAUGGGGGGGGGGGCAGUUAGAGGAACAAUUUCUCCCAUCAAAUUUUUACCUAGAAAGGUUUUUUCACAUUCUUAUUGCUGGACAUUGUAAAAUCUUUAGGAUACUUAGAUAAAACAAUACUGUUGUUCCCAUGAACAUGAAUUUAAAAUUAUACCGGCACUUUUGUGCCAUGGAAAUAGAAAAUAAAAUAAAACCUGCAUUAGCCAAAUUCAAUAUUGAAAAUCAUUUUACCCCUCCUGCUAUAGCUGCUCCAAUUUCAGAGUACUUUGUCACAACAGGGGCUGCAAUAGCUGUUACUGUAUUCACAGCUCUGAAGUUUAUUGCCAGCCUCCAGGGUUUUUUUGCCUGCCAUCAGAACAAACCAAAUUGGGGAGUCGCACACACUGGGCAUCUGUGCUACGGCUCCCUGACUCAGUGUGAAGGGGUGAGAGAGGGCCGUGACAGGCAGGGAAGGAAAGGAAGCAGCGCUUCCAGCGUGGCAGGCUGGAGCUGGAGACCGGAGGGGAGGAGAAGCGAUCACCACACUUCCGGAGCAGCCUCUCACUCCGGGUUGGAGGACGGAAGCUGCUCAGAGGUAUUUCCGGCCCCGGAGAGGGCAGACGGCGUCGGUUCCCUGCGAGCUGCCGAGCGUGUCUGCAGGCAAGUAGAGUGGCCUAAAGAGGAGGUUGGAGCCCCACAGAAGAAAACAGGGAUCGAGAUCCGGUAGGAUCACUUUGUGCAUUGCCUCAGUAAAGUGGCAGGAGAGAAAACACAAGACCAAGUUCCUGGCAGAAGUCAAGGCCCACCCCGUCACCGCCUGUAGGCCUUGAAGACUGGACACAGCCAACAGUGCCGUGCAUGAGCGCGGGGCAACAAGAGCCCAGGCCCCCGGCCAGUGAGAUCCCUGCUGGAGAGACGUGGCUGCUGCGCUGGAGCCCGUGGCAGCCGUGGGCCGCCCCUUCCCAGCGGGAGCUGGAGGAGCAGGACCCAGGAGGCGUGCAGGCAGGAGGGGCUGAGGGUGCAGAAGUCCCUCAUGUCGUCCAGACCGGAGCCGGUCCAGCACCGAGAGCUGUGGGGGCAGGAUGCGAUGCAGGCCAUGCAGCCCCCUUGCGAGGCCAAGCUGCCCUCCGCGACCCCGCAGCUGGCACCACGGGAUGAGCUCCCCACCCCAGAGCCCUGGCGCCAGCUCUUCCGUGGCCUGCGCUACCGGGAAGCCGAGGGCCCACGGAAGAUUUGCAGCCGCCUGUGGCAGCUGUGCCGGCGUUGGCUGGAGCCCCAGCGCCGCAGCAAGGAGCAGAUGUUGGAGCUGGUGGUGCUGGAGCAGUUCCUGGCCAUCCUGCCCCCGGAGAUGCGGAGCUGGGUGUGCGGGUGCCGCGUGGAGACGUGUGCCCAGGCCGUGGCCCUGGCCGAGGGGUUUCAGAUGUGCCAAGAGGAGGACAAGCAGCUCCAGGUCACAGUGCGAGUGAAAAUCAAGGAGGUGUCCUCAGACAAGAUGCAGCCCCCAGGGGCCAUGCUGGAGUGUGCUGAUUUCCAGGUGCAGCAGCCAAAGGCUCAUCACGAGAACAGGCCUGUGGUGAAGGCAAGAGAGAAAAAAACCCGAGGGCCUGAGGAUGAGCCACCUCAUGUCCGCAAAGAGGAGCCCCCCAAGGUCUCGGAGGUGUUUGAGGACGUGGCAAUGUAUUUCACGGAGCAGGAGUGGGAGCUGCUGGAAGAGGAAGACAAGGGGCUUUACCGGGACCAGAUGCUGAGGAACUACCAAGCCCUCGUUUCCCUGGGACAUCAAGGUCCAACACCUGACUUAAUCUGCCGCAUCCAGCAAGGACAGGUGAAGCUCUGGGUCUGUGAUGAUAAGGACUAUGGAGAAAUCUCAAGGUCAAAGGAACCAGCACCAGGAGGUGCCCGGUUGCUGAGCAGAACUGAGGAGCAGGGUCCUAAGAAAGGUCCAGCAAACCUGAAGCCACCAUGGGCUUCCCCAAGGACUUUGGGUAAGAUGGACUUCCUGAGCUUUGUGAAGGACCACUGGCACAUGGUUCAGGGGAUGCCCCAAAAGCAGAAGGAGAAUGUAGCAGUGAACCAGGUCCCGUCUCCAGUUGGGCAUGACAGUGACAAAGGGAAAGAAGCCAUAAAGAGUCCAGGGUGCCGGGAAGAAUUUGUGGUGCAGAGAGACCUGAAGAGGGACAAGACAAAGGUCCACUGGAGAGAGAGACGGCAUGCGAAACAAGGCAGUGGAAAGGGCCUCAGAGGGAAGCAGGAGCUCACUGCCAAGCCCAAGGGGAGAGCCCACCCCUGCCCUCAGUGCAAGAAAAGCUUUAGCUGCCCCUCGCGCCUGGCUCUGCACAAGAAAAAGCAUGCUGGGGAGAAGCCCCACAAAAGUGACAAGAAUGAAAAGAGCUUCUACUCUCCCAAACUGGUCCAGCACCAACGAGUCCACACAGGGAACAAAUCAUAUCGGUGCUCAGAGUGUGGGAAGAGCUUCACCCAGUCCUCCAGUCUGGCCCGGCACCAGCUGAUCCACACCGGGGAGAAGCCAUACCAGUGCUCUGUGUGUGGGAAGAGAUUCAGCCACUCCUCCAACCUGGCCCAGCACCACCGCAUCCACACAGGAGAAAAGCCACAUCAGUGCUCUGUGUGUGGGAAGGGCUUCACAUACUCCUCACACCUGGCCCGACACCGGUUCAUCCACACAGGGGAGAAGCCACAUCAGUGCUCUGUGUGUGGGAAGGGCUUCACCGACUCCUCAGUCCUGGCCCGGCACCGGUUCGUCCACACCGGGGAGAAGCCACAUCAGUGCUCUGUGUGUAGGAAGAGCUUCACUGACUCCUCAGGCCUGGCUCGGCACCGGUUCAUCCAUGCAGGGGUGAAGCCACAUGGGUGCUCUGAGUGUGGGAAGACCUUCACCCACUUCUCCAAGCUGGCCCAGCACCAGCGCAUCCACACAGGAGAAAAGCCAUUUCGUUGCUCUGUGUGUGAGAAGAGCUUCACCUGCUCCUCAGGCCUGGCCCGGCACCGGUUCAUCCACACAAGGGAGAAGCCACAACAGUGCUCUGUGCGUGGGAAGACCUCCACCCAAUCCUCCCAUCUGGCCGAGCACCAAUCCAAACACCUCAAGCAGACAACAUCCCAGAUGCAAAGAUCAUCUCCUCCUCAUCUCCUCCCCCAGCAUCAGCCUUGAAACCUGUGCAUAUCACAUCCUUCUCUAAAAGCAGUCAGCUCUCCCAUGGGACAAAGCAGUACCUUCAUGAUGGGGCGCUCUCCCCAAGACAACUGACUUCAGAUGACACCCAGGGACUUCCCUUGGUGCCCUCCCAGCUUUGUCCUUUCAUCUGGUCCCAGGGUUGUAGUAUAUGAGGCUCUUGAAUUGCAGGAAGGACAUAUAUGACUGAGGAAACAUUCCCUGCCCUUCACCCUGACCUCACCUUUCCUCACCACCCCGCCAGAUCCCUCCUCCAGGCCCUCCCAUGCACAGUGGGGUCUGCAAGGAGCUGCUACUGCCACCCUUGAGCCUUUUUGGCCUUUUUUGCUUUUUAGCCUCUGCAGAACUGUGCACCACGGGGUGCCUGGUGCGCCCCUGCCCUCUCCUCCCCUCCUUUCAUUGCAUGCUUUCUCAUGUUACUAAAGCCCCAGAACUGAACAUGGUA
Alligator mississippiensis (American alligator) is the source of this 7686-nucleotide messenger RNA. RefSeq names its product zinc finger protein 3. The transcript has 6 exons. The record is from RefSeq and is a predicted model, not a curated record. Gene Ontology annotation, molecular function: DNA-binding transcription factor activity, RNA polymerase II-specific; RNA polymerase II cis-regulatory region sequence-specific DNA binding. Lineage: Eukaryota; Metazoa; Chordata; Crocodylia; Alligatoridae. The coding region runs from base 5082 to 7220 and encodes 712 amino acids. Gene Ontology annotation, biological process: regulation of transcription by RNA polymerase II.